CAGAAUUACAAGCCGUCAGGCUGCAAUUCUAUAGUGGGUUAUAGCAUGGUCACGCACCCGUAGGGCCUCAGCGCCUACCGCCGUGCCGUGACACUGCCACAAAAGCGUUUACAAGACUUCCUGAUCUGAGCAUCAUAUGAUGCCAGGAUAAUUUGUAAGGGAGCUACGGAUAUCACUGUAUCUCGCGGGUUGUAUUCCAUUUCACUACUGUAUGUACGGCUGUUGUACCUUCGGGUUUAUAUUAGGUUUACACUCCCCAGUAUCAUAAUAUCAAUCAUUCUCUUAUGCAGUACUACAAGAUUCCCAAAUAUCAGCGGCCAGAUACUUGUGCAGAAGCUUUCACCUCAGCAAAUCAAUACGACCUAGAUCGAACAUACGCUACCAUGCCUCGUGAACGAAGACAACGUCCACAGCCUCCUAGACUCCCCCAACCCACAUUAGUAACCUCAACAACCUCGAGGACCAGCAGAAUUGAGGUUGUUAUCCCUAGUCGGCCACACGGCCUCGCUGGCUACACCCGUAUAGCACAGCCGGCCGGCGCCCUCGCUCUAGCCACCGUACCACGCAAUACAAUACAACGUGAAGACACUCCUACCUUCUCCGAGCUCUUGGCGAAUACCUCGACCACCUCGAUCACUAGUGUGAUCGGGGAUAUCAUCCCCGGCCGGACACAUAGCCCUGCCGGCCGCGCCCGCGCAACCGCCGGCCGCGCCCGCGCAACACAGCCGGCCGGCACCCUCGCUCCAACCACCGUACUACGCAAUACGACACAACGUGAAGACACUCCUGCCUUCUCCGAGCUCUUGGCGGAUACCUUAACCACCUCGAUCACUGGUGGGAUCGGGGAUAUCAUCCCCGGCCGGACACAUAGCCCUGCUGGCCGCGCCCGCGCAACCGCCGGCCGCGCCCGCGCAACACAGCCAGCCGGCGCCCUCGCUCCAACCACCGUACUACGCAAUACGAUACAACGUGAAGACACUCCUGCCUUCUCCGAGCUCUUGGCGGAUACCUUAACCACCUCAAUCACUGGUGGGACCGGGGAUAUCAUCCCCGGCCGGACAUACAACCCCGCCGGCCGCACUCGUGCAACUCGGCACCCAUCCCCGGGCGCAAGCCAACGAGGACUUGUAACUAGGUCCCGGGAAAGGCGCCCUCCACCUACCAAUCCUGAGCCGGCAUCGAAGAAGCAGAGAACAAGGGAGAGCCAUCGCGGGGCCACCACGGCCGGCAACGAGAACGGGGACCUGAAUCCUAAUGAGCAUUUCAAUGGCUUUGGCAACCAUUUUGAUCCUGAGCAGAGCAACCCGGCGAGCAAUCCUGAGCAGAGCAGCCUGGCGAGCGAUUCUGAGCAGAGCAGCCCGGCGAGCGAUUCUGAGCAGAGCAGCCAUUCCCUUCGGCAGAGAUCUGAGCCACCAGAUGACGAACAGCAGGAAUUCCCGGAUCAUGUCUCUGAGUGGCUUGAUGAUAACAACGGCCCCGUUAGAUGGCAACCACGGCUUCCACCAGCUGCCUCCGUACUGGAGUGGAUUCAAGGCGCCCGGGAUGGCCGGCACCGGCUCGCCCGCCGCAUCAUUUACGCACUUCAUGUCGGCAUAAUCCCGUGUCCGGCUCUGGCCCACGCUCGUGAUGAGGCAAAACACUUUGGAUCAUGUAGGCGCCACCGGGGGCUACGGUACACCUAUGAUAUCGAAGGCAGGAGCCAUCCCAUGAGCGCUGCCGAGAUGGAUCUUCAACUAGGAAUCCAUCGCACCGGCGAAGAUAUCCCAGGCCUUUGGCUAAAUAGGGAUCGUCUAGCCUUCCCCAGCCCAGGCCGCCUCCAGACCCUCUUCUCCGGACCACUACAAGAGGGCGAGGAGAUAUGCCUUCACAAGGAUGCGCCCUGCAAGCCACCGCUGCAAUACUCGCUCAAGGACGUUGAUAGCUCUAUCGCCAUCUUCUCGGACCUGAACUCCUUCCGCGCAUCAAUCAGUCUUCCAAUCAUUGCACAGCCUGCCUCACUCUUGCAAAGUUCCAUUCACCUCCAAUACGAAUUAGAGGUCGAGGGGAAGAUGACUAAGGUCCCCAUUCAUAAGAUCCCCCACAUCUUGUUCGCCACUACCGGUACCCGGUCUCACCCAAUCUUCGCGUUCUUCCCAGCAAUGUACGAACCCGAGUGUUCAAUCUUCCUCAGCGACAAAAUGUAUGCGACGUUCUAUGACCAUCUCCUACACCCGGCCCUCGAACAACUCUCAUAUAGGGCACAGUCAGCAAGGUUUUCCAGUGAUGCAGUUUCCCAAACUUCCCAGCAUAUUCCCCCAAACUUCAUCGCGGCGCAGAACGCUUCCAGGGCCAAACUGGAGAAGUCCGGCAAGGGCGGUGGCGCGCAUGGGAGUCCGAUUGGCAUUACCAUUAACCCAUCGAAAGAUACCAUGGUCUGGAACCACAUGGUGCAGGAACUCGACAACGUCCACGCGUCUCGGGAGUCCACCCUCCUCCAGUUCACCGGCAUGUUCUUUCUUUACAAUGCCAAGGGUCUGAAACUCGAAACGCAGCGGCAGAGGGUCCUCUCGGAAUGUAUCGAAGACUUUGCAUUCGAACAGGCUGAACACUUCAAAGAGGUUUUGUCUGUCGAGAACCAGAAUCGGCAGUACAUUGACGUCGCAGCAGAGGUCAUGUCAGUCCCCGAUGGGAAUUAUCCGCAAGGCGCGACGCUGCUCGCCAAACGCUGCUAUGGGCAGCUCAGGGAAUCUCGCAGAGCCAGCAGCCGUCGGUCGGAAAGCGGAAGCGACUCUGACGCCGGGGAAGACGACCAGGCAAUAACAGUGGCUAGAGGGCCUCGUGAUGCGGCGUUUCAGCCACCCCACAUACCGAGGGCCACUGUGACCGAAUACCCCAUCGGCCUCCUCAGAGAUACCGUAACACUUACGGCCGAGCCCAAGCGCAACCACCCCCACACCAACGACGGGCUGAUAUACUUACAGUCGUAUAGCCCGCUCAAGGAGCGAAUGGACGCAAAGAAGAUCUACCCCUUCUCCCACCCCGGCAUCGCCAACCUGGGCUAUAGUGAGGCCGACCACAACAGCAUCAACAUUCUCCAAAGGACAAAUAACAACCGGUCAGAGGCAAAGAGCGCAGACAUCCGAUCCAGAAAGCGUAUCAAGGAAGUUCUGAAGCAUACCAGAACCGAGAACUUUGGAUGGCGUACUGAGUUCCGGGUGACCCUCGGUCUCGCGCACGUCAUUUGGGAAGAAGACGAAUGCUGGGCAAAAUUUCUUGGCGAAUUUUCCCAGGAGACGCGAAUCCAGAACUCCGGACUAUCUACCAGGGUUAUCUCCUCAGGGCAAGCGCAAGCUGACGUGAAUAACAUCACAUUCCCCUCUGAUGCUUUCCACAUCUAUAGGACCAACGAGUUCAGGAACUUCUUGCAGGGUAACAUCCAGAAGCAUCUCAUAGUGGUCGACACCAUCAGAGCUCUGUAUAGUCCCAACCAGGCCACACCAUUGGAGGUUGCAAGACUGCAUGGGCUGCUUAUCCUUGGUCUACGACACUUCAUCUCGCAUCUCUCGCCAAGUGAAGCCUGGAUGCUCAAUAACCCGCUUCGCCGUUCCAACCUUGAGACUAGGAAGCCCGGCUUCGGAUUACGAGAAACAAUGGACCGGUUUGGCUUCGGGUUCUUCCACCACGGCAUAGUCGAUUGGAGAGAUUUCAAGAUCUCCAAGGAGUACAUCGAUAGUGUGACUCUCCCGGGCUUCCAAGUUGUCACAAGAUAUCUGCCUGUCGUCGAGUACCAGGAAACCCGGUCAUUCCUUGACGAGCUUCUCGAGAUCAUCGACAAACAGACGCCAAGAGAGAUUUCCGAAUUUGUUCUCGAGAAAUGCGUCCACCUCAUACUCCAGAACUAUCGCCAAGUGGCGUUCCUCAAGUUGCUUGGCCAGAAAGAAAAGCAACCCCCAACGCCGGUUAGUGGCCGUUCUUUCUGUUUGCAGGGGCUACAACAAGAGGCCAGGAAAAUCGGUAGGGACGUCGGCAUGAUCAAGGGCAAUAAGUCCUACUUCAAAAAAAUGCAUACCUUUUUCGUUUGGACGUGGGAGAAGACCGAGAUCGGUACUCUCAACGAGAAAGGCAGUUCUUUUGCGACGGUCGAACGAUUGACACAGAUACUGGCAUACCGUUUCUUCGAGCAGCAUACCGCGCUGCCAUACCCAGAUAGCAACGGCUCGAUGCAACAAGUUAGAAGAGAUAGUGUCACGGCGCGCAACGGCCGUAGCACACUAUAA
Lasiosphaeria miniovina is the source of this 4256-nucleotide messenger RNA. RefSeq lists its product as uncharacterized. The record is from RefSeq and is a predicted model, not a curated record. Lineage: Eukaryota; Fungi; Ascomycota; Sordariomycetes; Sordariales; Lasiosphaeriaceae. The transcript has 6 exons. The coding region runs from base 285 to 4256 and encodes 1323 amino acids.